Messenger RNA from Phragmites australis (common reed), 2583 nucleotides. Its product is annotated as nucleolar complex protein 2 homolog. The coding region runs from base 90 to 2390 and encodes 766 amino acids. The transcript is spliced from 12 exons. Gene Ontology annotation, cellular component: nucleoplasm; nucleolus; Noc1p-Noc2p complex. NCBI's taxonomy places the organism in Eukaryota, Viridiplantae, Streptophyta, Magnoliopsida, Poales, Poaceae. The record is from RefSeq and is a predicted model, not a curated record. Gene Ontology annotation, biological process: ribosomal large subunit biogenesis.
UCGUUUCUCUCCGCAGCCGCAGCCGCCCGCCCGCCCGCCCGCCUCAACUAGGGCACCACCACUGCCCGCCGCCGCCGCUGCUCGCCGCCAUGUCGGACUCCGACGACUACGUGGACUUGCCCGUCUCGGACGGCGACGACGACGGGGAGGAGUGGGACGAGGAUGACGAGGAGGAAAUGGAGGAGGAUGAGGAGGGUCGUGGUGGGAGCUCGCGGAAGAAGUCCAAGCAGCACGUGGAGCAACUCAAGCGGCUGCAGGAAAAGGAUCCUGAGUUCUAUAAAUAUUUAGAAAAGUGUGAUAAAGAGUUGCUGGAAUUCACUGAUGAUGAAAUCGAGGAUGAUCAAGACACUGGGGUUGCUGAUGACGAGGAACCUAGGUCUGUUCCUAAGGAGCAACUGAAGCAGAUUGUGAAACCUAUUACACUGGAAAUGGUUGAUUCCUGGUGCAAUGGAGUAGAGAAUGGAAAGAUAGGUUCUAUCCGAUCUAUCCUUCAAGCUUUCCGGAAAGCCUGCCAUUAUGGUGAGGAUCAAGGGGACAAUUCAGCUCCAAAAUUCAGUGUCAUGUCUGGUAGUGUACUUGAUAAAGUUAUGCACUUUGUUUUGAAACACAUGGAUAGAGUCCUUCGUCAAUUACUUAGUGCUCCAAGCUUUGGAGGGAAGAAAGAGACAAUCAGUGAGUUGAUGAUCACUAAGUCAUGGAAGAGGCAUGGUGAUCUAAUGAGGAUAUAUCUUGCCAAUGCACUACAUAUGAUAACAGAGAUGACUGAUGAGCAAAUGAUAGCAUUUACUAUACACCGUGUCAGAGCAUCAGCUGUUUUUCUGGCAGCUUUCCCUUCGCUCCUGAGGAAGUAUGUUAAGGCUCUGCUGCACACCUGGGCCAGAGGACGUGGUGCAAUGCCACUUGUUUCAUUUAUGUUCCUUCGAGACUUGUGCAUUCAAUUAGGUUCAGAUUGCCUUGACACGUGCCUCAAGGGUAUCUACAAGGCUUAUUUGGUUAACUGCAAAUUGUCCAAAUCUAUCAGUGGAUCGAAACUGCAGCACAUUCAUUUCCUUGGAAAUUGUGUCAGAGAAUUGUAUAGUCUGGAUCCACAAAGUGCAUAUCAACAUGCUUUUGUUUUCAUCCGUCAACUGGCAGUUAUCCUAAGAGGAGCUCUUACUGAAAGAGGACCGAAGUCAGCGAAAGACAAAAGGCAGAAAGAAAGUAGCAAAUCAACAAAAAAACUAAUGGAGAAAUCUUACCAAAGAGUUUAUGAUUGGCAAUACAUAUUCUGCCUUGAGCUUUGGACAAGUGUUGUGUGCGGAUGUAGUUCUGAGGAGGAAUUCCGACCUCUGGCUUAUCCAUUGACCCAGAUAAUACAUGGUGUGGCAUGUCUUGUGCCUAGUGCACGUUACUUCCCUGUACGCCUUAGGUGUGUAAAGAUGCUUAAUUGCAUUGCUGAAGCCACUGGUACCUUCAUUCCGGUCUCCUCCCUGCUGCUUGAUAUGCUUGAAAUGAAAGAACUUAGAGGACGUCCAGAUGGAGGUGUAGGCAAAGCAGUGAAUUUGUUCAGUGUUAAACAGGUAGACAAGAAAACAGUGAAGACACGUGCUUUUCAGGAAGCAUGCAUUUAUUCUGUGGUUGAUGAGCUGGCUAAACAUUUGGCCCAGUGGAGCUUCUCCAUCGCCUUCUUUGAGAUGUCCUUUAUUCCACUUGUUCGGCUCCGAAGCUUUUGCAAAACCAUUAAAGCUGACAGAUUUCGGAAAGAAAUGAAGGAUCUUAUCCGUCAGAUAGAGGCCAAUGUUGAAUUCAUUAAGUCAAAACGUGUGGGGAUUGCAUUUUCGCCCAAUGAUCCAGCUGUAGAGUCAUUUAUGCAGACUGAGAAGGAAGAACGUUCCAGUCCUCUCUCGAAGUAUGUUGCUACUCUACACCAGAGAGAGCAGGACAGGAUGGAUGCUCUGGACGAGACCAGUGUCAUUGUGGGAGCGGAAUCCUCAACCUUUUCACGGAGGUUAUCAGAAGUGCAGAAGCAACAGGAUGAACAGGAUGACAAUGAAGGCACCAUUGCUUUCAGUAAGAACUGGUUGGCUGAAAAGAGGAAACCCAAAACCGUCAAGGAGAACAAGAAGCGAGCCCGGGAGCAUGAUGAUGUUGCUACAGAGGAGGAUCUGGUUGAGGAUUUGGUCCUGAGCUCAGACGAGGAAGUGGAAGAGGGAGGCAAUAAUCAGGAAUCGGAUGAGGAUGGCUCAGUUCCGGUUGAAGAUGACAGUGAUGAAGACUUCAUAGACCCGGACAGUGAGUAUAAGAAACAAAAGAAGGCGAAAUCUAAGAAACGGAACAAGCGUCAAUCAUCGAACAAAGCACCCUCAAACACUAAAACGAAGCCGCGUCCCAAAAAGAAGGCGAAACAUUAGUUAUUGCUAGGUGGGACUCAGCAAAAUAGGUUGGCAGGCGAAUCAUGAAAAACAUUUUGCCUCUGCACGAUUUUUUUUGUUAUUUUAAGAAAUGUUCGGUUGUUCUUCUGUCUGUCAUUUCCCUGAAUAUUCUUAUAGCUAUUAUUUAUGUAUGUCAGGUCGUUCAACAUUGGCGAUAUUGUUUGUUUUGUUA